AGCCUUGGAAUUGACUCAGCGGUGGCUGCUUGAGCUUUCGAUCCAGAGGACCACAGCCUUUGACAUAAACCAAAGCUGGGCACACACUAUGGAUACCAACGGCUGUAUAACAACUAUUUCUUCCACAGCAUGCCAAAGCUGCUCCAGGAUUACAAAUUUUAGGACCAUCUCUUCCAACACCAGCUGCCAGAGUGAUGGUCUUGAAGCCAACUGCUGCCAACCAACUGGCCAUGUUCUAAGAACUCCCCAGUGCCCAGGCUGCCAACCCACUUCUUGCUUCUGUCUCAUGCCCAUCUGCUUAAUAAGUGAUUUCAACACCUGCCCCUCUCCAGAUGGUUGUGGCUGGUGUGGCGAAGGCAUCAACAGUCAUGAGAAAGAGACCAUGCAAGUCUUGAACAACCGCCUCGCUAACUACCUGGAAGAAGUGCGAAUGCUGGAACAAGAAAACACUGAACUGGAGUGUAAAAUCCAGGCAGAGGGUAACAGAGAGCUCCCUGUCAUUUGUCCUGAUUACCCGUCCUACUAUGCUAUCAUUGAGGAGCUCCAGCAGAAGAUCUUGUGUACCAAGGCUGAGAAUUCCAGGCUGGUCUCACAAAUUGACAACACCAAACUGGCUGCUGAUGACUUGAGAGCCAAGUACGAAGCUGAGAUGUCUCUGCGCCAGUUAGUGGAAGCAGAUGCCAACAGCCUACAGCAGAUCCUGAACGCACUGAGCCUGGCCAAGGCUGACCUGGAAGCUCAAGUCCAGUCUCUAAAGGAGGAGCUCCUUUGCCUCCGAAACAACCAUGAAGAGGAAAUCAAUUCCUUACAGAACCAGCUUGGGGACAGACUCAACAUUGAAGUGACCACUGCCCCUUCUGUUGAUCUAAACCGGGUUCUACAAGAAAUGAGAUGCCAGUAUGAGUCCAUCACAGAGACAAACCGCAGAGAAGUGGAGCAGUGGUUCAGCACACAGAUGGAGGAGCUGAACCAGCAGGUGGUGACCAGCUCUCAACAGCAGCAGUGCUGCCAGAAAGAAGUCAUCGAGCUGAGACGCACCAUGAACGCUCUGGAGAUUGAACUGCAGGCCCAGCACCAAAUGAGAGAUUCCCAGGAAUGCAUCCUGGUGGAGACAGAGGCCCGCUACUCGGCCUUGCUGGCCCAGGUCCAGUGCCUGAUUGAUAACCUGGAGGCUCAGCUCACAGAGAUCCGGUGUGCCCUGGAAAGACAGAACCAAGGAUACGAGAUUCUGUUGGAUGUCAAGACCCGGCUGGAGUGUGAGAUUGCCACAUACCGCAGCCUCCUGGAGACCUCGGAUGCCGAGCUUCCCUGUUACCCAUGUGCUGCCAAAUGUGAGCUUUCUGUGUGCACAUCCAGUAAAGCCAGGGCCAUGGAAUGCACAGCCCCAGCUGACAUAUCCUCAGGCCCCUGUGGGAUACACAAGUCUUGCAAUGUCUGCAGAGCCCUGCCUCGAAUACUGGUUAAAAUCUGCACCAUCACCAAGGAGAUUAAGGAUGGGAAAGUCAUUUCUUCUCAUGAGCAUGUGCAGCCUUGCUUCAUCACCAGAGCUGCCUAA
Molecule: messenger RNA, 1555 nt
Organism: Manis javanica (Malayan pangolin)
Lineage: Eukaryota; Metazoa; Chordata; Mammalia; Pholidota; Manidae
Gene: KRT39
Product: keratin 39
Biological process (GO): intermediate filament organization; epithelial cell differentiation
Cellular component (GO): cytoskeleton
Molecular function (GO): structural molecule activity
Source: RefSeq, a predicted model, not a curated record